Fulvia fulva is the source of this 930-nucleotide messenger RNA. RefSeq lists its product as uncharacterized. Lineage: Eukaryota; Fungi; Ascomycota; Dothideomycetes; Mycosphaerellales; Mycosphaerellaceae. The record is from RefSeq and is a predicted model, not a curated record. The transcript has a single exon. The coding region runs from base 1 to 930 and encodes 309 amino acids.
AUGGCAGACAACAGCAAGGGCAAUGGCAAGCAGCACGAGCGCGACGAGGACGGCGAAGACACCGACGGCGCAGGUGCACCAAGCCACCGUGAGCCCUACCCAGGGUAUCAGGCGGAUCUUCACCGCGACCGCCAGGCGGAGUCUGCGGAGGUGGACCGCUUGACGCGGGAACACCUUGUGCGACGCCGCUGGGAGCAGACACAUCGCCAGCAGGGUCGGGCACAGUACGAGCGGAUGCGCGAGAAUGAGGUGGCGCAGCCCAACAGCACGGCAGCACCACUGGGCUCUGAUCAAGACCGCCUUGGACGCACUGAUCCCAUCAUUCGACCACCACGCCGACGCGUCCACCGCUACAACUUCUUCGAUGGGCCCCCGGAGUCUAACCCUCCGCCAACUGCUCCUCGAAGCUGCCUCAAGAAGCGACGACGCGGAGAAGAGGAGGGCGACCUUGCUUCGCGGAAGAGGAGGAUGAGGGUGAGCUUCGGCGACGCCGUGAUCACCCACAUAUCUGGCCGCAGAAAGGGUGAAGUCGAGGUGUUAAAAUUGGGCAAUGGCGGGAGAAACAGCAACAACAAGUCCAGCGAGGAGGUUAGCGAGGAGAAUAGCGACGAAGAUACCCAUCCCGAUAUCCAGGACCUCAGCAAUCAGGUGGACGAUGUGGAAGCUCGUUAUAACGCAAUGAUCAACUCAUACCAGAGAGCACCAGUACCGAGUCUUGCCGAGGAGAUCGAAGGAGAUAUCCGUAAUCUCAGAGAUGAUGUGGCUGGCCUAGGGAAUCGUUACAAUGAUCAGAUCAUCCCGGACCAGGCUGCGCAAGCGUCCGCACCCAUGCCCUUGACGACAUCGGAUCGUUCGAUUCUUGAGAGUUCUCGCAGCAAGAUCGCCAGUCUCAAGCGCCAGAUUGCUCAUUUCCAGAGUAAGGCCAGAUGA